GCCUCUCCACAACAUUGCGAGGGGGAGUUGUAGCCGAAUUGUGAGACUCGAGGGGUAUAUACACCUCCCCGUCCGCGGCCCAGCCUAGAAGUUCCGGCAAAAUCCCCAAUCCCGCAGAGCACGUUCCCUCCGCCCCUCGUUUCCCCACCCACCAGCCUAGGGUUCCGGCGAGAUGAAGCAGCAGGAUGGAGCUAGCCCCGCCAAGAUGUUCAUUGGCGGGCUCUCCAGGCAGACAAGCAUGGGUACGUUCAAAGAGUACUUCGGGAAGUACGGUGAGAUAAUCGAUGCGGUAAUAAUGAAGGACCGCCAUACCCAAAAGCCCAGAGGCUUUGGAUUUAUUACCUAUUCAGAUCCUGCUAUUGUUGACAGAGUGAUUGAAGAUAACCAUGUCAUCGAUGGCAAGCAGGUCGAAAUUAAAAGGACUAUCCCGAAGGGUGCUGCCCCCCUGAAAGAUUUCAAGACAAAGAAGAUUUUUGUUGGCGGAUUGCCUACUGCUCUAACAGAUGGUGAAUUCAAGGACUUCUUUUCAAAGUUUGGAAAGGUGGUGGAACAUGAGAUCAUCUGUGAUCAUUCGACCAACCGGUCACGAGGAUUUGGAUUUAUAGUGUUUGAUGCAGAAAAAACUGUAGAUGAAUUGUUAGCUAAGAAAGGCAAUAAGAUUGAUCUAAAUGGUACUCAGGUGGAGAUCAAGAAGGCAGAACCAAAGAAACCCUCUAACCCACCUCAUUCACUUGAUAGCAAACCUAGGAGAUCUCCUUAUGCAGAUGGUUAUGAUGGAUUUGCCAGCCGUUACAACAAUGGUGGUCGCUUUGCCCCCUAUAAAUCACCUGGUUUUGGCGCUAGGCCUGGCAGCUACAGUAGUGCUUAUGUUCCUGGCAGCUACAGUAGUGCUUAUGUUCCUGGUGACUAUAGUAGCAGCUAUGGUGGUUAUGAUGGAGCAUUUGGAGGUUAUCAUGGAGAAUCGUCGCUCUACACCAGUCGUUUUGGUGGCAGUUAUGGUGGUGGUUUAGGUGGUGCAUAUGGGCGUGAUGCUGUGCCUUAUGGUGGUGGUUUAGGUGGUGCAUAUGGGCGUGAUGCUGUGCCUUAUGGCACUUCUAGCUAUGGUCCUAGUUAUGACUCUUCAGGUGCCAGUGCCGAUCCUAGUGUUAGGUCUGGCGUGGGUGGACUCUAUGGUGCUAGGGGAGGCUAUGGUAGCAGCAGUGGUGGUGGUGCUACUGGUCGCUACCAUCCAUAUGCAGGGUAAGCCUGUGGAUGGUCAAUGCUAGAUGAGAACUUAAGAGAUAUCACCUGCAGCUAGAAGAACCUUGUGAUCUGCUUAGUUUGCUACUCCAUGGUUGUAGAACUUAAAGACGUUGUUUAGUGUUUGAAAUUUAAACAUACUGAAGACUUGUGCAUGUUUCUUUCGGUUAGAUGCCAAGUUCCAUGUGAAA
This is a messenger RNA of Aegilops tauschii subsp. strangulata, 1430 nucleotides long. RefSeq names its product heterogeneous nuclear ribonucleoprotein 1. Gene Ontology annotation, molecular function: RNA binding. The record is from RefSeq and is a predicted model, not a curated record. Gene Ontology annotation, cellular component: chromatin; nucleoplasm. NCBI's taxonomy places the organism in Eukaryota, Viridiplantae, Streptophyta, Magnoliopsida, Poales, Poaceae. Gene Ontology annotation, biological process: regulation of gene expression.